This is a messenger RNA of Amphiprion ocellaris (clown anemonefish), 2061 nucleotides long. RefSeq names its product VID27-like protein. The record is from RefSeq and is a predicted model, not a curated record. The transcript has 4 exons. NCBI's taxonomy places the organism in Eukaryota, Metazoa, Chordata, Actinopteri, Pomacentridae. Bases 95 to 655 code for a protein of 186 amino acids.
CCUGAUCUGAAUAAUCAACUAAUCAGAAACCAGGCAGCACACACAGCAGAAGCUGCUGAUUCUUCACAUAAGAAAAGCUCAGUCAUUCAACUAAAUGGACAUCAAACAGCAAAAUAGAGCACCUCUGGAGCCCAUCCGGGAAGAGUUAGAGCAAGAAGAUGAAACCGAAGAACGACAAGCAGGAGAAGAGACAGAGGAGGAUUUUCAAUUUCAAGAAGACACAGAGAAGGAACUGGCAGAAGAUAAGAGCGAAGAAGAAGAAGAUGAUGAUACUCUGUUGAGAAUUAUGAGACCUAGGCGGCUGUAUAGUUCCAUCAGCCAAGAGAAUAUCACUCAAACACAAUCUCCUAACAAUCAGCAGACAGAAAUGGAGAACUUUUUUGUGUCAGAUCAGAGCACACACACUGCAGAUUGGGGUGAUGAAGCUACACCAGCUGAACAGUCAGGGUUAGGAAAUGAGAAGAGGUCUAGUAGUGGGAAGCUGACAAUAAAGGUCACCAGGACUAGAUGGCAAGAACACACAUCACCUACACCACCGAAGCAGAAGAAAAGGCAAAGCUCCAAGACGUUGGUUGAGGGGCAGUUUCCGAAGUGGCUGGUGGACCUGAUGGUCAAUAUCGAAGAGGCAACAACCCAUGAACUCGUUAUUGAGUAACACUCAUCAUCACAUGUUGAUCAGGCCAAAUGAUGUAAUUGGUGAAUACUGAAUAUAGAACAAACUCGGCACGGCUAACAUGAACUAUUUCAGGUUGGCACUGCCAGAGAGUAAAGUCCGUGUGCAUGUUCUUGUUUUUUCUGCAGUUACAAGUAAAUAAGCAAAAUGUACCAGAAAAGUAAAAUAAGCCAUAAUACUGGUUGUGUUUGGGAAAAAAAUAAUUGCCCAGGCAAAACAUUUGUUCAAUAAUUCUGAGUAUAAUAUUUUUAGUUUAUAAUUUUUGUGCAAUAUUGGCAUUUAUCCCUGCUUCAGCCAGUAGUCCUGGAGCUGCUGCUGUUACGUGAUCCCUUUUACCUCUUUCUAAGUUGGUGUUCUUGAUCUGAAUGUUAGUGUAGAAUGCUGUUGGAGAGGCCGAAGCUCUCUCUAUAAGUGCAAUGUUUUACUGAAACAAUAGCGAUCACAUCUCCCCUGUUGCUUCAAAUUAGUUGGAGAGUUCAUCUUUGCAAGGAGCAGCACAUCCUUUACAAUUCAUAUGCCUGACUUGAUUGUGAUUUUAUUUUAAUGGCAUUUAUUUUGAAAGUAUGAAAGUACUUAUUAUUUAGGAAAAUGUGCCCUGUGAUUAUGUUGUUGUAUAGUAGGACUAUGGUAAAAAUUACUUAUUUACAGACAAUGUAUGUAGUGUUUCAAUGCCAUAAUUGGUCACAAUAGAACUGUAACUAAAACAUUAAAACUACUAACAGGAAAAGUGACUAACAGUGAUUGUCUCAUUACCCUGGCACCUGUGGAGAUGUGGAAUGUACAAGGUACUGCAAGUGAACAGUUGGAAAUUGAUGUUGGAAGGAGGAAAAACAGUGUGAGAGUGAGGAUCUAAGUGACUUUGACAAGGACUGAACUGUAAUAGCUAGAUGUCUUCGUCAGAGAAUCUCCAGAACAGCAGGACUUGUGGAGUGUUGGUAGAACCUACCACAAGAGGUCCAAAGGGGGUCAACCUCUGAACCAGCGACAGGGUCAUGGGUGCUUAAGCUCUCUGCUGCAUGUUGGGAGGGAAGACUGGCCCCUGUGACCUAAUUUGACAUGUUUGUUAUGAUAAAAGGGUGCAUUGCUCAUCGCUGCAUUUGAGUCUGCAUGACCGGUCAGAGUGUCCAUGCUGAACCCUGCUCACCACUGAAAACACCUACAGUGAGCACAUGAGUGUCACAAUAUGACCAUGGACCAAUGGAAGACAGUAGCCAGGUCUGAUAAUUAUGUGGAUGACUAGGCGCAUUUGUUUUAUUCAUCUGGGGAAGAGAUGGCAGCAGGAUACAAUAUGGGAAGAUGGUAGUUUUCCUGUGGUAGUGUGAUGAUCUGGCCUUCAUGUGGAUGUUACUUUGAUCCGUACCACCUACCUAAAUAUUGUUACAGACCAC